Molecule: messenger RNA, 290 nt
Organism: Ascoidea rubescens DSM 1968
Lineage: Eukaryota; Fungi; Ascomycota; Saccharomycetes; Ascoideales; Ascoideaceae
Exons: 1
Coding region: 101-274 (57 amino acids)
Source: RefSeq, a predicted model, not a curated record
GCCGUUAAAAUGAACCACUGAAAUAAACCGUUGAAAUGAUAGUUUAAAUAUAAUCAAUGAGUUUGUACGUCAAAUCUUGAGUGUGUUUAUAUCACAGCUGAUGAAGAGUAGACUCAAGUCGAGAACAAUAUUUCAAAUUGAAACUUCAGAAUUGUGUUCAGACAAGAAAAGUUUAAUUCAAGCAACCCUUUUCAUUUCAACUGGAGUACAAAAGACUACAGAACAUCGUCCAGCAACUAAACACGUCUGUCAAUCUGAACAUCCCAAACAAUAGAAGCAACUCACUCAUA